Messenger RNA from Staurois parvus, 614 nucleotides. NCBI's taxonomy places the organism in Eukaryota, Metazoa, Chordata, Amphibia, Anura, Ranidae. The record is from the annotation of a GenBank genome assembly.
GGGUCACCAGGCAUCAAGUCAUUUGGCUCGACAGCGAGCACCGCGUCAUCUGGCAAGGCAGUGGGCUCCGAGUCAACAGGCACGACAGUGGGCACCGGGUCAUCAGGUCCUGGAUUGCCUGGCUCGACAGCGGGCAUCGGGUCACCAGGUAUGACAGCGGGCACUGGGGUCACCAGGCAUCAGGUCAUUUGGCUCGACAGCGGGCACCGCGUCAUCUGGCAAGGCAGUGGGCUCCGAGUCAACUGGUAUGACCGCGGGCACUGGGUCAGACAUUUGGAUCGUCUGACAGGACAGCGGGCAUCGGGUCACCAGGCAUCAGGUCAUUUGGCUCGACAGCGGGCACCGCGUCAUCUGGCAAGGCAGUGGGCUCCGAGUCAACAGGCACGACAGUGGGCACCGGGUCACCAGGCAUUGGAUCGUCUGGCUCGACAGCGGGCAUCGGGUCACCAGACAUCAGGUCAUUUGGCUCGCCAGCGGGCACCGCGUCAUCUGGCAUGGCAGUGGGCACCGAGUCACCAGGUACGACAGCGGGCUCUGUGUCAAUUGGCACGAUAGCGGGCACCGGAUCAGGUACCGGAUCAUCUGGAUCAACAGCGGGAAUCGAGUCAACUGGC